This is a messenger RNA of Juglans regia (Persian walnut), 2728 nucleotides long. Its product is annotated as probable leucine-rich repeat receptor-like protein kinase At1g35710. The record is from RefSeq and is a predicted model, not a curated record. Gene Ontology annotation, molecular function: protein kinase activity; protein binding; ATP binding. Lineage: Eukaryota; Viridiplantae; Streptophyta; Magnoliopsida; Fagales; Juglandaceae. The transcript is spliced from 2 exons. Bases 1 to 2532 code for a protein of 843 amino acids. Gene Ontology annotation, biological process: protein phosphorylation.
AUGGCAACAACCUCCCUUUCUAUUUCCAUACCGAUACUAGCGAUAUGGGCUAUCUGGAUCUUAUUAUGCGGAAAGUGUUUGGAUAAUGCACUUCAGCAGCUUGUUGUUGCUGCAUCUGGGUCAUCUCAUGCCUUUCAACUUAAACAAGCCAAGGCUUUGCAGGAGACUGGUUGGUGGCCGUCCACUACUCAUGCCCAAGCCAGUAGUAAUUAUUCAAGUGCAUGCCACUGGGAUGGUAUUACUUGCAAUGCUGAUGGAAGCAUCACAACCAUCGAUAGAUUUUAUCAAGGUUUGGGAGGUCAGUUAAUCAAACUCAACUUCUCUUUCUUCCCAAAUCUAGUCAGUCUUGAUCUUAGAUCGAACUCCCUUACGGGGCGUAUCCCACUUGAGAUAGGGAUCCUAAAGAACUUGGUCUAUUUAAGUCUUAGUUUCAACAUGCUCGUCGGUCCAAUCCCUUCCACUUUGGGCCAUUUACCUAAUUUGGAAAAUUUAGACCUUUGUCAGAACAAAAUCAAUGGAUCUAUUCCUCCCGAGAUAGGAAUGCUGAAAAAUCUAACCUCUUUAUACCUUUCUUCGAACAUGCUCGUCGGUCCAAUCCCUUCCACUUUGGGUCAUUUGAUUAAUUUGGAAUAUUUAAACUUUGGUCAGAAUAAAAUCAAUGGAUCCAUUCCCCCCGAGAUAGGGUUGCUGAAAAAUCUAACCUCUUUAUACCUUUAUUCGAACAUGCUCGUCGGUCCAAUCCCUUCCACUUUGGGCCAUUUGAUUAAUUUGAAAUAUUUAUACCUUGGUCAGAACAAAAUCAAUGGAUCCAUUCCCCCCGAGAUAGGGAUGCUGAAAAAUCUAACCUCUUUAUACCUUUAUUCGAACAUGCUUGUCGGUCCAAUCCCUUCCACUCUGGGUCAAUUAGCUAAUUUGGAAUCUUUAUACCUUGGUCAGAAUCAAAUCAAUGGAUCCAUUCCCCCCGAGAUAGGGUUGCUGAAAAAUCUGACCUUUUUAUACCUUUCUUCGAACAUGCUCGUCGGUCCAAUCCCUUCCACUUUGGGUCAUUUGAUUAAUUUGAAAUAUUUGGACCUUUCUCGGAAUAAAAUCAAUGUAUCCAUCCCUCCUGAAAUAAAGAUGCUUAAAGAUUUGAGCUACCUUAACCUUAGCCAUAACUUUAUUAGUGGAGAAAUACCUAGCGCACUUGGGAUGAUUGUCCCUCUAUCGACCUUGGAUCUUAGCUACAAUAAUCUUACGGGCAACAUUCCAUCUUCUCUCACUGGUAUAUAUACACUUGACUUAUCACAUAAUUCUUUGGAGGGUCAAAUUCCAGACUGUUAUGCUCGGUAUCAUACCCCCAACACAUCAAAUGGCAAUAAGGAUUUAAGCAGUCAAAUCAAGAUAUUCCCUCCAUGCCCAAAAGGUAAAAAAUCAGUCAUAACCGAAAUAAAAACUUUUUUACCCAUCACCAUUUUCCUCGGAUUCCUGUUUAUUGGAGGGGGUAUUUUCUUGUCCCGUCGCAUGUUCAAGAAAAACCAGAUUGAGUCUAAGGGAUCAAAGAAUGGAAACAUAUUCUCGAUAUGGAAUUAUGACGGACAUAUUGCAUAUGAAGACAUUAUUGAAGCAACUGAGGAUUUUGAUAUCAGAUAUUGCAUUGGAACUGGUGGUUAUGGUAGCGUUUACAGAGCAGAAUUACCAAGCGGAAAUGUGGUUGCCUUAAAGAAACUUCAUCAGAGAGAGGCUGAGAAUCUAGGUUUCUAUAGGAGUUUUAUAAAUGAGGUGAGGGUGUUAACAGAGAUAAGACAUCGAAAUAUUGUGAAGCUGCUUGGGUUCUGUGUACAUAAAGAAUGCAGAUUUUUAAUUUAUGAGUACAUGGAAAGGGGAAGCCUAUUUUGUGUCCUAAGAAAUGUUGAUGAAGCUAUGGAACUGGAUUGGAGCAAGAGGGUAAACAUCAUCAAAGGCACAGCACACGCCUUAUCAUACAUGCAUCAUGAAUGCAUCCCAACAAUUGUUCAUAGAGAUAUAUCAUCCAACAACAUUUUGCUGAACUCUGAAUUUCAAGGUUUUAUAUCUGACUUUGGAACUGCUAAACUCCUUGAUCCUGACUCCUCCAAUCAAACAUUGGUUGCUGGCACUUAUGGUUACAUUGCCCCAGAGUUUGCCUAUACGAUGACAGUUACUGAAAAAUGUGAUGUAUAUAGCUUCGGUGUGGUGGCAGUAGAAGUAUUAAUGGGAAGACAUCCAGGAGAACUCUUGUCCUCAUUAUCAUCAUCAUCAUCAUCAUCAUCAUCUCAAAAUAUGAUGCUAAAUGAAAUAUUAGACCAACGCCUGCCACCUCCAAAUCGUCUAGUUGCACAGGACAUUUUGCUUGUUGCUACAGUAGCAUUUGCAUGCCUUCACACUCAGCCAAAGUCUCGGCCUACAAUGAAAUGUGUGUCACAAGAAUUUCUCUCUCGCAAGAAGCCGUAUGUCAUACCCCUGUCUACGAUUUCACUCUUGCAACUGAAGAAACAAGCAGCAUACGUGGCUGGAUCAGGAUUUGCUUAUUGUUAGGGUGUUUUGUGUAAUGUCAAGGUGUUGUUUACAUUUCUCGGUCUUUUUUUAAGAAAAAUAUUAUUUGUAAGCAUUCCAGAUCACUCCAUAAACCUGAAGUACUCACUGUUCAAAUAGAAACAGAAUGGGUUGUUGUGUUUGUAUGAGUUAAGUGUGCAAAUAGAAAGUAGAAGUGAAUUAAGUAAAAUCUGAUAGA